Molecule: messenger RNA, 1068 nt
Organism: Anisakis simplex (herring worm)
Lineage: Eukaryota; Metazoa; Nematoda; Chromadorea; Rhabditida; Anisakidae
Source: the annotation of a GenBank genome assembly
GGAAAAUUGGAAGUGCAGCCAGAAAAGAGGUCGUCAUCGUAUCAUGAAGUACCGUUGGUACGACUCACUCGUGACCUCCUCGCUAAAGACAGAUACGACAAACGAGUUCGCCCGAUCAGUAAUCAUUCAAAAUCUUUGAAAAUUCAUUUGAGUAUGAGUUUGUACCAAAUCAUCGAUGUGAAUUGGACCGACGAGAUGUUGACCUGGGAUCCGCAAGACUAUGGCAUGAUCAAUAUGACAAUUCUACCGCAUUAUGCAAUUUGGAUACCUGAUACGUAUCUCUACAAUAGUGUUGUGAUGAGUCACGAUGAAACCGAACGUUUCAUGAACGUUAAAGUCUCGUCAAGGCAUUGGGAGAAUACGACUGGAGCGAAUAUCUCAUUUCUAUAUCCUGCUAUCAAUACACUCACGUGCCGUUUGAACGUGCGAUAUUUUCCUUACGAUCAACAGAAGUGUACGCUAAUAAUAAGUUCGUGGACGAACAGUAUUGCGGCGUUGAAUUAUACGGCCGAAGGGAAUGUGAAUAUGGAAUCGUUCAUUAGAAGCGAAGAAUGGGAUGUUAUCUCAUUCCGAAUCCAUCGACAUGAGCGAGUGUUUGCGUGUUGCGCCGAGCCAUGGGUCAUGAUUGAGGCCACGCUUACAAUUCGACGAAAAGCGUUGUAUUAUGUUAUUAAUCUGAUCAUUCCUACUUCCAUCAUUACUAUCGUUUCGAUAACCGGUUUCUUUACGCCCGCAACGACAAGCGAUGAUCGCACUGAAAAGAUCAAUCUGGGUAUAACCACAUUGCUGGCGAUGUCCAUUUUGAUGCUUAUGGUAUCCGAUCAGAUGCCUACAACAUCUGAUUUCGUUCCACUUAUCGCAUGGUUCUAUUUGUCAGUAAUAAUAAUCAUCUCAAUCGGUACCAUGCUGACCACAGUCAUUAUAAAUGUUCAAGCAAGGAGACGUUUUGGUGUAUUACCUGCCGACAUUGUGCGAAUCGUUUGCUUCGUUUACCUGGCGUAUUGGAUGUUUUUAGCAAUACCAACGCAGUUAGUGCAAUUAUGGGAUGAACUGAAUGUAAGUUAUUGA